This is a messenger RNA of Coffea eugenioides, 2611 nucleotides long. RefSeq names its product protein KINESIN LIGHT CHAIN-RELATED 3-like. Lineage: Eukaryota; Viridiplantae; Streptophyta; Magnoliopsida; Gentianales; Rubiaceae. The record is from RefSeq and is a predicted model, not a curated record. The transcript has 3 exons. Bases 91 to 2319 code for a protein of 742 amino acids. Gene Ontology annotation, molecular function: protein binding.
AUUUUUGCUCUCUGUGUAAUGGGUUUUCCCUAAGGGAGGCUGUUUAUUUGGUUUAAGAGAAGUUAUAUUCAUUGAUUUCGGAGUUUUAGGAUGCCUGGAGUCGUUAUGGAGGUAAAUCAUGAAGAAGGCCCAGUGAGUGAAGUGAAUGAGAAUGGAAAUUCUACCAAUGGUAAAGAGAAUUUGGUUGCAAAUAAGUCCCUAAAUGAAGGUUUGACUACUCAAAAUCCUCAGAAUGGCAGCACAGGGAAUGUGGUUGAGGGUGAGGUUGAGACCUCUAUAGAGCAGCUUUAUGAGAAUGUGUGUGAGAUGCAAAGUUCUGAUCACUCGCCCUCUAGGGUGAGUUUUGGAUCAGAAGGUGAGGAGUCUAGGAUUGAUUCUGAGUUGCGACAUCUUGUUGGAGGAGAGAUGAGAGAAGUGGAGAUAAUGGAAGAAGAAGAAGAAGUGGUGAGGAAGCCAGAGAAUGAUGAUUCUCAUAGUGAUAUUGCUAUUAAAAAAGAAAGUUCCUCAAUUAACUUGGAAAAUUCCCAAUCUGGAAGUACCAAGACUACUUCAGCUCAAUCAAAGAAAGCAACUCAAUCGCAGUUGGAGUCUGAUGCAUCAGCAGUCUCAAGUCCCAAGGGUAAAAGUCCUCAUGGGAAGCCUCCCAAAGAUAAAAGGAAUGAAAAAAAUCUAAAGAAAGGAAUCACGGGAGGAAUCUUCUCAAAGAAACAGAGCAAUUCCCCUUCAAGGGGAUUGAAACUACAGAAUGGCAGUGAGGAUUCAUCAGAAUCAGGCUUGGACAAUCCUGAUCUUGGGCCGUUUCUACUUAAGCAAGCUAGGGAUUUGAUUUCUUCUGGAGAUAAUCCCCAGAAGGCUCUUGAUUUAGCCCUUCGAGCAGCAAAGUCAUUUGAAAGAUGUGCCGAUGGCAAGCCCAGUUUGGAUCUGGUGAUGAGUUUGCAUGUGACUGCUGCAAUAUACUGUAACUUAGGCCAGUAUAGUGAUGCCAUCCCAGUUCUGGAGCACUCAAUUGAAAUUCCGGUGAUUGAGGAAGGCCAAGAUCAUGCCCUGGCUAAAUUUGCUGGUUAUAUGCAAUUGGGAGAUACUUAUGCAAUGCUGGGCCAGCUAGAGAACUCCAUUAUGUCCUAUUCAACAGGUUUAGAAGUCCAAAGGUGCAUAUUGGGAGACUCUGACCCUAGAGUUGGUGAGACCUGCAGAUAUUUGGCUGAAGCUCAUGUCCAGGCGCUGCAAUUUGAUGAAGCUGAGAAGCUCUGUCAGAUGGCUCUAGAUCUCCAUAGAGAGAGUGGUUCUCCUGCUUCUCUUGAGGAGGCAGCAGACAGAAGGCUCAUGGGACUGAUUUGUGAAUCCAAAGGAGAUCAUGAAGCUGCUCUUGAGCAUCUUGUUUUGGCCAGCAUGUCCUUGGCAGCCAAUGGGCAGGAAGCAGAGGUGGCAUCUGUUGAUUGCAGCAUUGGGGACACAUAUUUAUCUCUAAAUCGAUAUGAUGAAGCUAUUUUUGCUUAUCAGAAAGCCCUUACAGCUCUUAAGUCUGCUAAGGGGGAAAAUAAUCCUGCUGUUGCUUCAGUUUUUGUUCGUCUGGCUGACUUGUAUAACAAGACAGGAAAAUUUAAGGAAUCAAAAUCCUAUUGUGAAAAUGCCCUUAGAAUUUUUGGGAAGCCCCCACCUGGUUUUGCUCCAGAGGAGAUUGCUAGUGGUCUGACUGACAUAUCUGCCAUCUAUGAAUCAAUGAAUGAGCUUGAGCAGGCACUUAAGUUGCUGCAGAAGGCACUGAAGAUGUAUGAUAAUGCCCCUGGUCAGCAAAAUACAAUAGCAGGAAUUGAGGCUCAGAUGGGAGUUUUGUACUACAUGUUGGGAAACUACUCAGAUUCAUACAACUCGUUCAAAAGUGCAGUGCUGAAACUCCGCGCCUGUGGAGAUAAGAAAUCAGCCUUCUUUGGUAUUGCUCUUAAUCAAAUGGGGCUUGCUUGUGUACAGCGAUAUGCAAUAAAUGAAGCUUUGGAUCUGUUUGAAGAAUCAAGAAGCAUUUUGGAACAAGAAUAUGGACCAUAUCACCCCGAUACGCUUGGUGUUUAUAGCAAUCUUGCUGGCACUUACGAUGCAGUGGGCAGGUUGGAAGAUGCAAUUAAAAUGCUGGAGUUUGUUGUUGGAAUGAGAGAGGAAAAGCUUGGGACAGCAAAUCCUGAUGUGGAUGAUGAGAAGAAGAGGCUGGCUGAGCUACUAAAAGAGGCUGGUAAGGUUCGGAACAGAAAAGCCAGGUCACUUGAGAGCCUGCUUGAUUCCAACAAUCCUACAAACAAUCUAAACAAUGAUGGCAUCAAGGUCUGAUAAGAUUGGUUGUAUAUUGAUUCACUGUUCACACAACAUAUUUAUACAAUUGAAAAAGGAAUUUGAAGGUAUAGAAGAUGGAUGUAUUUAUUAGAUUCUUGUUUUGGGGUUGGUUAAAUUGUAUACUGCUCCUGUAUGGGGGUGUGGUAUAGUGUUGAUUCAUGUUAUUUUAUUGGUGAAGGUGGUUCUGUACCAAAUGUUAAAUUUAUUUACAGCAUUUGUUUGUAACUUUAUAAUCAUUGUAUAUCUUUAUAUAUGAAAAAGGAAAGAACAGAGUGAUUGAUACUUUUAA